Ricinus communis (castor bean) is the source of this 708-nucleotide messenger RNA. RefSeq lists its product as uncharacterized. Lineage: Eukaryota; Viridiplantae; Streptophyta; Magnoliopsida; Malpighiales; Euphorbiaceae. The transcript is spliced from 4 exons. The record is from RefSeq and is a predicted model, not a curated record. The coding region runs from base 1 to 708 and encodes 235 amino acids.
AUGGGUAGAUUGUGUGUACUCAAUGUUGAAGUUCUUAAAAGGGAGAUAACGGAGGAAGCACAAAAUUCAGCAUAUGCCAUGCAUCCGGGGAGCACUAAAAUGUACCACACAUUGAAGGAUAAUUAUUGGCGUCCGGGAAUGAAGAAGAAUAUUGUAGAGUUUGUGAAUAAAUGUUUGGUGUGCCAACAAGUUAAUGCAGAACACCAACAUCCGGCAGGAAUAUUAUUGACCAAGUCAGCUCAAUGUUUGCCUGAAAAUGUGAAUUACUCAUUGGAUAAACUUGCUGAAACCUACAUUCAGGAGGUAGUUAGAUUACAUGGUGUUCCUUUUUCUAUUGUAUCAGAUAUGGAUCCAAUGUUUACAUCCAGCAGAGGACUUUCACCACGAGUGUACAGCAUUGGGGUACAUUUGGGUUUAUGGACUGAGGAGGAUACAGCUGGAGAGGUUUAUAGUCGCUCACUCAAAGAGGAGCAACCUGUCCCACGAGCCCCUGGUACGCAAGAUGUUCCACCCCCUUCUUCUGAUAUUCCAGAGUCUUCUUCCAGACCAUCUAUUUUAGCUCCUUCUAGGUCUUCAUCAGCUCUUUUAGGAGUCUCUCCAAUUGAAGCUUGUAGAGCCGCAAUUACGCGAGGUUGGCGUAGGAGCGCACAGAGAUUUCAUUCGACAAGAGGCUUUUCAAGCAGGACCUUUACGCCAGCUGAGUUUUAG